AUGAUAUAUGACAAUGAUGGUGCGUCUCCGGCCCAAGAUGCGUCACAGGAGAAGUUGAUUGCAGAUCACAUGUACCGCAUGUCUCUUAUUACCAUGCUAGCCCCCCCAUCGCUCUCUUCGCGACUUGACAUGACCAGGUGUAUGAAGAUGUGUCUCAUACAUGACAUGGCCGAAUCACUGGUUGGCGAUAUCACCCCAGUUGACGGCGUACCGAAGCCAGAGAAAAGCCGCAGAGAAUCCUCCACUAUGGAUUAUAUCACCGAAACGUUACUUGGUAACGUCGGUGGUGGCAACCCGGGCCGGGAAAUGCGCCACAUUUGGCAAGAAUACGAAGAUUCGAGGACACCAGAAAGCAUUUUCGUGCACGAUGUCGACAAAAUCGAACUUCUCUUACAGAUGGCCGAAUAUGAGAAGCGUGGCGAUGGUCGUAUCGACCUAAGCGAAUUUGCCUAUGUGGCCACCAAAUUGUCACUUCCGGAAACAAACGAGUGGGCAGAGCAAAUUCUCCGAGAACGCGACGAGUUUUGGGGUAGCCGCCUACACGUCCAGAAUGACCAAGGUGUUGAUGGUGGUGUCUCUACAGACCGCAACGAAAUGCGAAACGCGUACUACACACAGAACGGCGAGGCCAGGAGCGAUAAUGAUUGA
Messenger RNA from Grosmannia clavigera kw1407, 648 nucleotides. Its product is annotated as HD family protein. Bases 1 to 648 code for a protein of 215 amino acids. Lineage: Eukaryota; Fungi; Ascomycota; Sordariomycetes; Ophiostomatales; Ophiostomataceae. The record is from RefSeq and is a predicted model, not a curated record. Gene Ontology annotation, cellular component: cytoplasm. Gene Ontology annotation, molecular function: 5'-deoxynucleotidase activity. The transcript is spliced from 2 exons.